UCCCCAUCCAAGAACUGUCAAGCAUUCGAUAGUUUGGCAUAGUCAGCUGAUAGCAAAAUGCAAUUAAACGUUUCCUGUAAUAUUUCAAGAAAUCGAUUGUAAUUCUUGUGCGUGACCGUGAAAUUUCUUGAGAAUCAUCGACUCGCGAUCUGUUUGCCUUCUACUUCAAUUUUUCGAAGAAAUUUAGGGGGAUUCACAAGACUUUUUAUACACAUUUAGCCGAAGCAAAUCUACCAAAAACAAAAUGCCUCUGAGUGCAGACAUAUCUACAGCUCUUCAUUUAUUGGAGCAUGUUCAAGAAAGGGUGGAGGAUUGCAAUGACCCCAAACUACAAAUACAUACGACUCAAGAUAUAAAAUCCUUAAUUUCUCUUUUGGAAGAUCCGGUAUUCCGCAGCAUAGUGACAAUUCAAGACUCACUAAUCGAAUUAAAUACUCAACUGGGGCAGCAUCCAUCUAUUAUUCCUGGUGAUUUUGAUAUUAACAUUAGUGGACAACUGGAACUUUCUGUUCCUAGUACGUCAGUGCAACCGCUUGGAUCAAAUGUAUAUCAAGAUCUAUAUCAGGAUAGCAGUGAACUAGAAGAUCAAAGGGUUCCAGUUGCUCCAUUGGUGCAUAGCAGCAGCGAAGAUACUAGUGCGCAGGUCACAAGCCCAAGUCUUGCGUCAGAGGUUAUGGGAAUGCCUCCAAUAACAACAACAACAUACGCUAAGGAGUUUAAGAAGGUUAUUGAAGCUGCAGCAAGAGGUCGUCAAGUAUUUACUGUGCAGUUGUAUAAACCAGAGGGAACCAGUCUGGGAUUUAGUGUGGUUGGCCUUCGCAGCAAGGAUAAAGGAGAGCUGGGUAUUUUCUUGCAGGAGAUACAACCCAAUGGCAUAGCUGGCUGUGAUGGCCGACUGGUAGAGGGAGAUCAGAUAUUGGCGAUAGAUGGACAACCACUAGACUCGAACAUCUCUCAUGAACAGGCAAUCUCGAUUCUUCAGAAGGCACGUGGUCUGGUUGAGUUGGUCGUAGCAAGAAGCACCCAAGACGUUGGGAGCUCUUUGCUGACGGAUGAGUUGUCCGGAGCCUCGAGUUCGACAGCGGCCGCGGGAGCAGGUGUGUCCAUCAUCGGCGGCGUUGUCAGUGGGACAACGAACCAGGUCAGCUCCGACAAGGAUCAAUCGGUGUCCACGUCGUCCGUCGUUACACCAGCGCCGACCCCCAAGUCCAGCCAGCCGGCGAGCACCGCCUCGGCGGCAACGCCGACAUCGACACCGCCGACCUCAACCCCGGUACCUGGAGGCCUCGUUGUCGAAAGGAGCCCCUCCGCCGUCAGCGACGCCUCCAAGAGUGGCUCUGACAUGGUGCUGAACACGGAAUGGGCACAAGUUGAAGUUAUAAAUCUGAUCAAUGAUGGCAGCGGUCUUGGAUUCGGAAUCGUCGGUGGACGAAGCACCGGUGUUGUCGUUAAAACGAUCCUUCCUGGAGGUGUCGCCGAUCGGGAUAAUCGGCUGCAGAGCGGGGACCAUAUAUUGCAAAUCGGCGAUGUCAAUCUGCGGGGAAUGGGAAGUGAACAGGUUGCGGCAGUUCUGCGACAAUCCGGCACACACGUGCGCCUCGUUGUCGCGAGACCUGUCGAACCAACGUCACCGGAUUACCAGGCACUUGGCAGCCACGCUCCGAUCGUACCAACGAAGAUUCUGGGUGACCCGGACGAGUUGGACCGUCACCUGGUGCACAGCGUGCCGGAGACAUACAACACACGCCACGUGCAGUCCGACAACGCGUACGACAACGGCUACAUAUUCUCUCAGGAAUCCGACGUCGAGAUGCAUGCAAGACCAGGUCUCAUCAUGGACGUAGUACGCAACCCAUUGCCAAUUGGAGCGAUGCCAGUGAUACCACCGGUUCCGGUGCAGAUCCCGGAACUUCCGGUCCUCACCAUGGACACCAUCGAUGUUAACUCACUGCCAGAAAUGGAACGGUUCACCGUCGAGCUUAAGAAGGACAUUUACGGCCUCGGGAUCACCAUCGCUGGAUACGUUUGCGAGAAAGAGGAGCUGUCUGGCAUCUUCGUGAAGAGCAUCAGCGAGGGCAGUGCGGCAGACUUGAGCAACAAGAUCCAAAUAAACGAUAGAAUAGUAGAGGUGGACGGCCAUUCUUUACAGGGUUAUUCAAAUCAUGAGGCCGUCGAGGUGCUACGGCGCACUGGACAAACGGUAGUUCUAUGUCUGGAGAGAUAUCUACGUGGACCAAAGUACGACCAGCUUCAGCAAGCAAUCGCGGCCAGUGAACUGAGACUACCUCAACCGAGCUCUCCAUCAAUCACCAGUUUGCCAAGCUUCCCGAUUAGCGCGGAUGGAGAAACUACUACUGAGAUAGAACCGGAAGGAGAAUCGCACACGACUGUUGACAGCGCAGUUCUACAAGAGGGUGAACGCGAGAGAUCCUCGGAGGAAUUAGAUGACGCGGCAAAUGUGGAAGCUCUGUUGAGCGACCCAUCCAGCGAGCUUACACUUCAAAUUCGAGCCGCCAUUAAGGCGAAAUGGCAGAAGAUCAUAGGCCCAAAGACGGAAAUCGUGGUAGCGCAAUUGAAGAAAUUUGCGGAAGGUAGUGGCCUUGGUAUAAGCUUGGAGGGAACGGUGGAUGUGGAGAAUGGACAGGAAGUUAGACCGCAUCAUUACAUAAGAUCGAUUCUCCCGGAAGGACCCGUAGGACAAAACGGAACGCUGCGUUCAGGGGAUGAAUUGCUGGAGGUGAACGGAUAUCGAUUGCUCGGCAUUAAUCAUAUGGAAGUAGUUAGCGUGUUAAAAGAAUUACCCAUACACGUUCGCAUGGUCUGUGGAAGAACCAUCGCUUCGCAGGAUCCUCUUUGCCCUAUCGACACUGCUCAACAUCAAGCUGCGUUCCAAAGCAGAAGCAUCCUUGGCGGAUCUCUGCAGAAUUUAUUGCCAACGAUGGACCGUUUGGUAAAGGCCAAGUCUGACGGCUCUUUAGCGUCGACGACGACCACGGCUACGGUAGCUGACGCAAGCUUGAAUAAAAUGAAGUCGCGAUCUUUGGAACCGUUGACUGGUCUGGCGAUGUGGAGCUCCGAACCGCAGAUCAUCGAACUGGUAAAGGGAGAACGGGGCCUUGGGUUCUCCAUUUUGGAUUAUCAGGAUCCAAUGAACCCCAAUGAGACUGUGAUAGUAAUAAGAUCACUGGUGCCCGGUGGCGUAGCUCAAGUAGAUGGUCAGUUAAUACCAGGCGAUCGUCUUCUUUUCGUCAAUGAUAUCGCCCUGGAGAAUGCCACGCUGGACCAGGCGGUGCAGGCACUGAAAGGCGCCCCUAAGGGCACCGUGCGCAUCGGUGUGGCGAAACCAUUGCCCAUCCCAGACAGUAUUGUCCAGAGGGUGCCACCGAUUUGCCCCGUAAGACGCAGCAAAAGCUUCCCCAACGAAAGCGAAACGACAAAUCACGCAGCCAAGCUCGAGGACUUCCUCUCCUCCAGAUCAGGAGUAACAGAACUGUCAAUGAACAAACCGGAAUCCGAAGAAGAAGAAGAUCAUUGGAAGGACGCAUCGCCCAUCACACCUACCUGCAGUCCAACGAAACAUCCUCCGAAACCUGGGCAGCUAGACAAACCUCUAAAAACCACAGAAGUCGACGUCCACGAUUUCAAACCAACGACUCCGUUAGACGAAAAAGACGUGAUCAUCAUUGACAGCAGCGCCACGCCACUCAGCAAGAAGCUAUCCACAAAGUACAAUCAGGAAAUAACGACUGGCGUGGAGAAGGCAACACCGAAAGUAAAGUUAAAACGAGAGCCAGUGAUAGAACUGGAAGAACCGUGUCAAAAAGUGCCUGAGAGCGCAGCUCAGCCAUCCACCUCCACAGAAAGACGUGCAGACGCUGAAAGAAGAAGGACCUUGAGACGAAUGGACUCGCAAGAACGACUGUCCACGUCCAGAGACACAUUAAGCAAAACAGACGUAGCUGAGAGAGGCGCGAAGAAGAAAGUUUUCAAGAGGAAAGAACAAGAUCGAAGAUCUUCCAGAAGAAAAAUAGACGAAGUGGAGGAACCUGUUUCGGAAGUUUCUAGAACCGAAAUAGAUGAGCCUAGAAGGCGAAAAGACAUGGAAGGAGCUGUGAUCAGAUCAAGAGAAGAAAGGAAAAGUCUCAGAGAGCAAAAAUGUAUAGAACGAGUGACAGAAUUUUUAACGAAGCACAGUGUGCUCACUUACUCGGAGGUGAUCCCGGUCAGCGAUCCUGAGACCGACGUCCAGACACCUGGUGAUUACAGAGAACAACGAAUCACGCGUCCAUCCAGUAUUAUAGAGGCCCAGGAAGUUCAACCUGAAACCUCGAAAGACGAGCUAUUAAUAAGAACGAAGAGUAUAAGAAGACCCGAAGAGCAAGUAAAGACUCCAUCCUCUAUCGAGUCGGAGAAACAGAUCUCCGCGUCGAUUAAAGUGACAGUGGCGACACCUGAGAAACCAGCAGCAGGUGUCGAAGAGAUUAAACCAUCCGUGACGAGUCCUGAGGCAGAGGUACCAGCCACUAAACGUCGAAGUUCAAUGAGAAAGAAACCCAGAGCGUUUUCCAGGGAAUCUUCCAGGGAAUCUCUAUUGGACGACACGAAGAAAGAGGUUAGGAUACAGGAAAACGUUGAAGAGAUAUUCUUCGAGGAUACCAGUGAACAGAUAGAUGGAAUUCUUCCGGAGGUUCAGUUGGUGAAGGCUAGAAUAAUCACUGCUGAGGAAGCAGCCGCGAACAGAGUGGACGAAACGAUGAAAAUUGAAAUACAUUCGCCGCCGGAAGUGGCUGUGGUCUCUGACUCGGUGAGAGUGAGGACGGGAAGGGUUCCAUCGCCGGAAACUGUGAACAUGUCGCAUCUACAGUUGACCAGUUUGGCCAAGUCCACGUCUGAGAACGCUUUGGCCGAGAGCAGCGAGGAGAAUAAAAUUUCUGAGAGGAACAUCAAAACGGAAAUUUUAUUGGACCUGUCGAAAGUGUCUGAAGUUGGGGACGAAGAGGAAAUGGUGGAUGGAGAGAAGAAGGACAGAAGAUUGAACAGGACAAGGAGCGAAGGUUCGAAAAGACCGGGAUUCAAAGUGACAAAGUUGAAAGAACGUGAUGGAUUCAUGAUUGGUACAUUGGCACAACCGGAUCAACCCGAACUGACGAUUUUGUUGGAGAAUGCGGCUAUCGAGAGGAGGAGGAACGUGGAUGACGAUCGAGACAGUCUGGUGGAUUUUGGCGUGGAGAAGAUAAUUAGGAGGUCGGCAGAGUCAGAAUCCGAGGACGAUUCGAGGCUAACAGCGGACCAGGAACUCGAGCUUCCUCCAACGAAGCUUCUCGAAGGUGAGAAUCAGGAGGACUUCGCGAAUCUCCAGUACGAGGACCAAGCGGACCGACGAGAAUUCGACUGGAGACCAGAAACCAGAGAUUAUGACAGAACACUCUGGCAGCAGAGACGUCCGCUGCUGGAGGAAACGGUCUCCUUCAGGCCGGAAGACGACAGCAGCCUAAUCAGCAAGGAACAUUCCCUGGAAUACCAGAGUCAAACUCUGGAAAGCCAGUCCGAGCAUCUAUUACUCUCUGCAUCUUUGGAGAGCCUUCUGAGAUCAGCGCCAGACAGUUGGCCGAGUCAGCAGUUCGACAGAAGCGUCGAGGAAUCGGAGCAUAACUUCAAGGAGACCCAGUACUCGCUGAAAGAGAAACGCGACGCCGAAACUCAAACAGAGCAGGAAACAAAGAGCACCCAGUGCAGUCCGGAACAGAGUAUCGUCAGUCCCUCGGAAGUGUCCAAGGAGACUUCUUUCCAUUUGACUAGAAAAUACUAUCAGAGUCCUAGAAGAGAAGUUCAGACCCAGACCCAAGGGGAGAGCAAAAGUGUUCAGUGUUGUUUGGACGAAUUAGGCAGCCUGUACAGAAUAUUAGAUUCCUUCGAUAGUCCCUCUAGAUCUGAGAAGAGCUACGUAAAAGAAUCUAAGAGUAUUCAGUGUAUUCCUGAGGACAUUCCAUCGAGUCUUGAUAAGUCAACAGAGAGCCUAGCUUUGCUGUACGACCAGGGCAAGUCUUUGAGGAGUCCACGAAAGGAAGUCGAGGUUCAGACCUAUCAGGAAUCGAAGGCGAUCCAGUGUAGCGAUGACGAGCUUCUAGAGGUGGUCAGUGAAUCGCCAGAUAAUAAGGAAGGCGUGAAGAAGACAGAGAGUUCUGGAUCGUCCAGCUGCGGCUCACCCUGCAAGCUUCGGAUUCCUACUCUGGUGUUCGUUGAGGAACGAGUGGAUAUGACGGUCACGCAUCGAGAUCACGAGGGGAACGUGAGCUGGUCGAAGCAUUGGGGACCCGAGAGGCUCGUGGAGAUCUACAGGGAGCCAAAAACUAGUCUGGGAUUGAGCAUCGUUGGUGGAAAGGUUGAUCUGCACAAUGGCAGCUCUAGUAAGUCACAGAACAUAUCCGGGAUAUUCAUAAAGAAUGUCUUGCCGAAUAGUCCGGCCGGAAGAACCGGCGAGUUGAAGAUCGGAGAUCGAAUAAUCGAGGUCGAUGGCGUGGACCUACGACAUAGCACUCAUGAACGAGCGGUGGAGGUCAUCCAAGCCGCCGGAAAUCCUGUCUGCCUUCUCGUCCAGUCUCUGGUGCACCUGAACAACGAGCACGACGAAGAAGCAGAGGGAAGGAAGCAGAACGCGAGGAGUCGACUGCCCGGAACACCCACGGCAUCCUUUCGUCAAAAGGCUUCGCCAGUCUCGCCAGUCAGGUCCAGCACGCCGGAAGUGACACAGGCAGGAUUCGAAGACGGAGAGAAGCAAAGUAGCUCAAGAUCAGAUUUUAGGCGACAAAGUACAAGAGCUUCAGAUGGCGCGGGAUCCAGCACGCGAAGAUCCUCCAUGAAAAAGUCUAUUCGCAAGAAGGCGCCAUCACCGCCUUCCAACCCAGGAAUAUUGCGAGAGGUGAGCGAAGAGAAAGAGGAUAAUGCAUCGAAACCGGAAGAGCCUCCGAAACGGAAGUAUUCGUCCGACGAGAGCUCUGAAGAGGACAUACGUGAGCUGGAGGGUAACGUUUACACGAAAGGUGGCAUGGAGAUUUCGAGAAAAAGUGCCGGAAACGUAAAACGUACUAAAGCAGAAAUCGAAGCGGAUCCAGAGACUGAAGAUGAGUUCGGUUAUACGAAUAUGAAAGUUCAGAAAAAAUAUCAUUCACUGGGGCAUAAGGUGAUGCUAGUAAAGAUAGAGAAAGAUAGACGUGGUUUGGGUAUCUCCUUGGCGGGACACAGAGAUCGAAAUCGGAUGGCAGUGUUCGUUUGUGGCCUUAAUCCAAAGGGAGCAGCUCACAAGACAGGGGAGAUUUUGGUUGGCGACGAAAUACUCGAGGUAAAUGGCCGAGUUCUGCAAGGACGAUGUCACUUGAAUGCGUCUGCCAUGAUUAAAGGAAUGGCUGGCACGUAUUUCAAAAUCGUCAUUUUCAGGAGGACCACCGCGCUUGAUGAUCUCGCCGUUAAACCGAUUGUUCAAUUCCCUCCAACAUUGGAAGAUUCCGACAUGUUCAGCCAAUACAAAGGAGUUCGUAACAUACCAGUGAAGAAGGCAAGUUCAACCAAAUCCCAAAAAACCAUCGCACCAAAGAUACCAUUUUCACCAAUACAUUGAAAUUUUCUAAUAUCUAGGGCCAGUACGGA
Bombus pascuorum is the source of this 7644-nucleotide messenger RNA. Its product is annotated as inaD-like protein. NCBI's taxonomy places the organism in Eukaryota, Metazoa, Arthropoda, Insecta, Hymenoptera, Apidae. The transcript is spliced from 30 exons. Gene Ontology annotation, molecular function: protein binding. The coding region runs from base 245 to 7615 and encodes 2456 amino acids. The record is from RefSeq and is a predicted model, not a curated record.